Molecule: messenger RNA, 1348 nt
Organism: Neltuma alba
Lineage: Eukaryota; Viridiplantae; Streptophyta; Magnoliopsida; Fabales; Fabaceae
Product: nucleoporin NUP159-like
Exons: 1
Coding region: 1-1317 (438 amino acids)
Molecular function (GO): calmodulin binding
Source: RefSeq, a predicted model, not a curated record
AUGGCAAUAUCAAUAACAAGAGCAAAAGCAAAAGAAAGCAGCGGAAUUGAGAAGGCGAAGAAGGGCCCAAUCCCGAUGUCCAACUCUGAAACUACACCUAGGAGCAUCAAAGAGAGCACAAAACCAUCCCACAGAAGCACCUCAAAUGAUCACAAGGACAAGACAUGGGAGAGACGAAUGCCAAGUUAUGUGAAGCCUAAAACAAGCUUGCGUUCUGAGUCUCAAUCCCCGUCAUUGAAGCAAUUUAAGAGUGAUGUUGCUACUCAGAAGCCUAGUGUAAACAGAAAGCCAGUAUCAGAUUCCAUUUCAUACAAACCUAAGGCCAAGGAGGUCUCCUCUUUAAGGUCUCAGAGCCAUAAAGCACUUGUCUCUCUUGGCCCUCCUCACAAAACACCAUCACCUCUCCAGACCUCAUCUACUUCAACUCCUUCCCUACCUAAAACCAUUUUCUCUUCCAAACCCAUUUCUAAGACAACCUUAAAGACACCCAAGGUUGCAAAUCCCAAACCAGCAUUGUUGAAAACGGGCACGACUCCCAAGAAGGCUGCUCCUGCCACCAGGAAGAAGGUAGUUUAUGCUCCAGUCAACUCAACAAAUAUUCCAGAGAGCUCUAAUGUGACUGCAAAAACCUCUAGACUUGAAACUGUGCCCCCAGCAACAAAACAAGAGCAGGGAGCAUUAAAGGUUGAAGAUGCCGGACACCAAGACGUUGUAGAAGCAUUCCAGCUUCCACCACAUGUUGAUAAUACUGAACAACACGAAUGCGAACAUGAGCAGCAACACAAGGUUGAGCCUGAUCAACCUCAUAUUCAAGCUAAUGACGAGGGGGCAGUUCCAAGUGUGCCAGAGGGUGAGCCAGUUUCUGUUACUGACGUAGAGGAAGCGAAAGGGAAGCCAAAAGGAGAGAAAACAAAGGAUGAGCAUGGAGAUGAAGAGACUACAAGUCAAGGGGAAAGUAAAAAUUGGAGACACCCACAAGAGCAGCUUGCAGGUGAUGGAGAUGUUGAGGUCACAGAAAAGGAAAAAGAAGAAGGUGGAGUUAUAGAAGCUAGAGAGAGUGAGAACAACAAUGAGGGAAAGACAUUGAAAGAGAAGAAAGGGGAGGAAACAGGAAUAAGUGAAGGUAAGACUCACGGUGAUGAACUUGCACCCAAGAGUGAAGUUGCAGAGGUCAAGACAGAGUCCAAACCACCAAAAGAAGAAGCAAACGUUAUCGAAGAGACAGCAAACAAAUUGAUGGAGAUGAGGAAGAAUAAGGUGAAAGCACUGGCUGGGGCGUUUCAGAGUGUCAUUGACCAUCAAACCUCAUCCAAAUGAAGCAAGCCUCGUAUUUGACGAGGGUGCCUCA